AUCCCUUGGGGCUCAGGUAAACUGCUAGCUUCUGGCAGUGGGUAGGCUCCUCUGUGAAGCACUCUCCUGGGAACUAUGGCUUAGAAAGUCGCGGCCUGGCGUUGUUCACGCAAUCUCUCUGGCUGCGAGUUUGGUGCCGGCUUCCUGGAGAGGGUGCGAAAUAGGAAGGGGAGAGUCGCGAUCCUCGGAAGCCGACCCGAACCCCUUGGCUCGCUGGAAGCAGAAAUAUAGGUGGAUCUUGGUGGGACUGAGACGCAGUGCGAGGGCAGGCCGAGCGGGUCUGGAAGGAGACUUCGGGACCCACCGUGCCCAGUUGGAUCAGACGACCUGGACAGUGCUUUCACGAUUGCUGGUCAGAAGACUGCCCUAGGAGGUGUCCGGGUCUGUGACCCCAACAAAGUGCCGUUACAGAAGCUCUGCCAAGGAGGCGGGAUUGGGGGUGGAAAAAGACCACUAAUAGGAGACCAGACUACAGAACCGGGAAUUUCCACUAGAAUGACCCAGAAAUCUCAAACUGCGAUCUUGGGAAAGUGUCGAUAUCUGGACUGGUUUCCGCUGGGAAGUUGCUGUAUUUUCCUGCCUUCAGUGACUAAUGAGCUAAUUGCAUAGUGUUUUGAGCCGAAAAUCUAGGACCAAACCAUGGAUAUCCUCUCACUCUUAUGACUCUACCCUAGUCUCCUUUUCUCAACUGUGCUUCCGGUAUCACCUGUUUGUUUUCAAGGGCAAACCCACAAACAAGCAACUUUCAAACAUCAUGAAUGAAUAUGUGGAUUUGGUGUCAUUUGAGGAUGUCACUGUGAACUUCACCUGGGAGGAGUGGCAGAAUCUCGAUGAUGCUCAGAGGGUGCUGUACAGGAAUGUGAUGUUGGAGACAUACAACAGCCUGGUGUCACUGGGACAAUGCACCCCUAAACCUGAGUUAAUCUUCAGAUUGGAACAGGGAGCAGAGCCAUGGACAGCAGACGAAUCUACAAACCAUAGUAUGUCAGGCUUCUACAAUGUGGAUGGCAUAAUUGAGAACAACCAGAAAUGUGAAGACAGACAUUUAUGGCAAGUUACUGCCAAUAGCAACAAUAGAGCAACUGAGGAAACAGAUGGAUUAGAAAACACUUUUUAUUUUUGCUCCAUGAAAAUUUCAAAUUUUGUUGUAAAUAAUAGAGAAUGUUCAGGAGUGAAGCCUGAGGAGUUGAAUGGAUACCAGAAUACAUGUCUUCCUUCUGAGUCUCAUGGCAUAUACACUUUAAAGCAAUAUAAUGACUGUGGUGUAGCAGGGAAAUCCCUCAGGUGUCCUGGUCAAUUUGGUCAACAUUCCAAGAAUCAAACUGGGCAGCAGGAUUUUGAACACAGUGGAAAAGGAAAAGAUACAAAGGAGGCAAAAGUAUUGAAAAGAAUUAGUCCAUCUAACAGACUUCAAAUGGGACUGACUUUGUAUAAGCAUAAUGAAUAUGAGCAAGUCUCUGUUGAGUCAGAUGUCAUGGUUAAGGUAGGGAAGGCAACUUUUGGUAAAACAUGUAACCUCACUGAACACCAAGAAACAUACUCAGGGAGCAAACCUUGUGAAUGCCUUAAAAGAAAGAAAACCUUUACUAGCAAAUUAGACCUUUCAGUUCAUCAGAGGACACAUGACCAGAAGAAAGCCCACAUAUGUAUCCUGUGUGAGAAACUCUUUAGCACUAAAUCCUCCCUUACUACUCAUCAGAGGAUUCACACAGGAGAAAAGCCCUAUGGAUGUAAUAAAUGUGAUAAAAGCUUCAGACAAAAGUCAGCCCUCGUUGUACAUGAGAGAACUCACACUGGUGAGAAACCCUUUGAAUGUUGUGAGUGUGGUAAAGCCUUCCAGCAUAAGUGGUACCUCAAAAUGCACCAGAGAACUCACACAGGUGAGAAACCAUACGAAUGUCAAGACUGUGGAAGAGCGUUUCUAAAGAAGUCAUACCUCAAAAUGCAUCAGGGAACUCACAAGAGAGAUAAACCGUAUGAAUGUGAAGAAUGUGGAAAAACCUUCCAUAACAGGUCAUACUUCAACGUGCACCUUCGAACUCACACUGGUGAGAAACCCUAUGCAUGCAACGAGUGUGGAAAAGCCUUUUACCAAAAGUCAGACCUCAGGAGGCAUCAGAGAAUCCACAACAGUGAGAAAUUACACAAAUGUAAAGAAUGUGGAAAAGCCUUUCAAAAUAAGUCAUACCUCAAAACUCAUCAGAAAGUUCACACAGGUGAGAAACCAUAUGAAUGUAAACAGUGUGGCAAAGCCUUUCAAAACAAGUCAUAUCUCAACAAGCAUCAGAUAAUUCAUACAGGUGAGAAACCCUAUGAAUGUAGUAAGUGUGGGAAAACAUUUCAGUGGAAGUUAGUUCUCAGUAAGCAUUAUAGAAUUCACACAGGUGAAAAGCCCUAUGAAUGCAGUCAGUGUGGGAAAAUGUUUGGCUACAAAUCAUCUCUCAUUGUACAUGAGUUGAUUCAUUCUGGGAAGAAACCCUAUGAAUGUAUUGUAUGUAGAAAAACGUUUUCACAGAAAUCAAACCUAAUUAGGCAUCAGAGAACUCAUAGACAUCGGGAUGUGUGAUGGGGAAGGGUACAGAAAGAUGUUUGCCUGACGUUUAAGCCUCAGAAUGUUUGCAAUACUCCAGGAAUUCCCUUGAGUGUGAGUGGGGUAGGUGUUCUUUCUGUAGAACAGCUUUCAGUUAACAUGAGAGGACCUACACAGGGCUGACAAGAGUUUGGAAUGGAUGUGAGGGGAAGUCCCACCAGAACCUGCCCUUAACAUGUUAUGAGAAAACCCACACAAGAGGAAAUUUUAAUAAAUGUAAUACAUGUGGAAAAAUAUCCCACACUACAGGUCUAUACUUGGAAUGCAUCUAAGUAUUUACAUAGGAGGAAACGUGAAUGUAAAGAAUAUAGAAGUUUUAAACAUGUUUUUCUUCAGUAUAUUUGAGAUAACUCAGACUGGAGAGAAACUCAGUGAAAGCCAUGAGUGUGGUAAAUACUUUUUAUAACAUAAUUGAGAAAAAUCUAUGAAUAUAAUAAAGUUGAAAACCGUUUUGGCAUCAUUCAUGCCUUAAUAUGCUUGAGAAAGUCCACACUGGCAAAAAUCUCUUCAAGAAAUGUAACCCUUAGAAAAUUAUCUGGAAGUCACUGCUUGUUCAAUAUGAAAUAGUCCUGUGAGGAAGGCCUCUGGGAAUGGGGUUAUUGUGGGAGCUUUCCAGUAGAAAUUCACCACAGUAUGCAUUAGAGAACCCCCUUGAGAGAGGAAAGCCUUUAAUAAUAUUGGAAGCCCAUGUAUUACAGCAAGGCAAGCAUCUGACAGUACAAUCUAAGGGAAGUCUUAAGGCAUGGAAGAACAUCAAGACCAUUUAGAAAUUAAGCAUUGACAUACAUCACAAAAUGUGUACAGAGAAAUAAUGCUGUGUAGUAAAGUGGCCACGAGUCCCGCAGAGACCAUCUUCUUAUCUCUGGACAUAGUCUGCAAUUCUCUGCCUCCACUGUAGCCCUUACAAGUUAAGUGAGCUCUGCUGGGACACUAUGAAACUCACUGAUGGCAACCCAUAAAACAGCAAGCAGUUUUCCACUUUAUGUUAAAGAAAAGUGAAGGUGACCCUAAGGACAUUCUUGCAAAUAAAGGUGGAAGAAAUUUAUUGGGAUUUAAGAACUGUUUGAAGAAAACAGUGAUCUUUCCUCCUUUUUUUUUGUCCUUUAUGCCUGGCACAUUCGUGUGAAAUAAAUGUUUGUAAUGUUUAGUUUCCCCAAGUGUGAUCUGUUCUCAUUGUAUUACUAACAGGUCAUUCUUGACAAUUCAUUUUAUGAAUACAAGGAAUCUUUCUGAGGGAUGUGAAUAACUUUUUAUCAGCACAUUCAUACAGAAGAGAAGCCUGCCUUGUCAUUUUUCAUUUCUAGGUUAAUUCUAGAAGAAUCAAUUGUGGAAGAAAAUUACAAUGAAUCAUUUUUGGGAAUGCUUUUUAAUCAUGCAGGGGUAUCUCACUGAAGAAAUAAAUUAGAUAAUUGCCAAAUAUUUUUAUAGUAUUUUCAUUUUUAUAAUGAAGAAAGACUUACCAAUGUAUAUAUUAUACACAUGAAUAUGGGUCAUGUUAAACAUUAACAACUUUAACAGCAAAUAUUUGCGUAUUCACCAAGCAUAAAACAUGAGUGGUGAUAACAGUCUUUGAGGAUACAUUGGACUAAGUCUGGAGACAUUCUUGUUUAUUUAACUGGAUGUUGGGAGCUGCUGGUUGUCAGCUCCUGGGUAGAGGCCAGGGUUCUGAUACAUUGCUUAAGAAGCACUGAAUAGAGGCUGGAGAGAUGGCUCAGAGGUUAAGAGCAUUGCCUGCUCUUCCAGAGGUCUUGAGUUCAAUUCCCAGCAACCACAUGGUGGCUCACAACCAUCUGUAAUGGGAUCUGGUGCCCUCUUCUGGCCUGCAGGCACACACACACAGAAUAUUGUAUACAUAAUAAAUAAAUAAAUAUUUAAAAAAAAAGAAGCACUGAAUACCCACCUCAGGUUAGAACUUUAUGUUAGAGAUCUUUCUUAAUGAUCCCUUAACUAUGAUAUGAUAAUCCAUACAGCUAAUAUAAUAAAUAUGACAAAUAGUGUGCUUUGUCAUUUCCUAUUGCUGUAAUGAAACACUUGAUAUUUAGAACUUUUUCAGGAAAUUAAAUUUAUUUUGAUGACGGUUUCUCUUUUAGGUUGAAAAUUGAAGAGCAAGUAGGUUUAUCAUUUUUGUGUCUACUGUGGGUCUACUUUGCUGUUUUGCAACAUGUUGAAGAGUUGGAAAGGGAGCAAGCUAUGUAUAGAGAGAGAGCAAAUGUACUUUGGUCCCACAUUUAAAAUAGUGCAAAAUUAUGAGACUGAUUAAGAUUAGCAUUAAUUUCUUUUGUGGCAUUUUCCCUUGAUGAUGUGGGAGGGUCUUCUGUUUUGUGUUGUUUUGUGGGUUAAUAAAGAAACUGCCUUGGUCAUUGGA
This is a messenger RNA of Arvicola amphibius (Eurasian water vole), 4955 nucleotides long. Its product is annotated as zinc finger protein 73-like. Gene Ontology annotation, biological process: regulation of transcription by RNA polymerase II. Bases 755 to 2566 code for a protein of 603 amino acids. The record is from RefSeq and is a predicted model, not a curated record. Gene Ontology annotation, molecular function: DNA-binding transcription activator activity, RNA polymerase II-specific; RNA polymerase II cis-regulatory region sequence-specific DNA binding. NCBI's taxonomy places the organism in Eukaryota, Metazoa, Chordata, Mammalia, Rodentia, Cricetidae. Gene Ontology annotation, cellular component: nucleus. The transcript is spliced from 7 exons.